CAUACCCCAAUCGGUGCAGUCGCCUCUGCGGAACUCGGUCGCGCUCCCUCUGUGUGUGUGGUUCAAAGAUCAUCGUCGAUCAAUCGAUCGAUUCAGCGUAUCCCAGCUCGAUAGUCAACUGUUGAGGGGGGUCACAAUAACGGUUAUUAAAAUUUUCCAAACGGAAAAAUCCGCUUCCCCAGGCAAAAAGAUUUAACGGCACGUGGUGGAAGGUGAUUCCGUUUGUCGGGCAGCAGCAGCAGCAGGUGAAAUACCGACCGUUGGUGAUUCACCCAACGACCGACCGGACCCAUUACGGACUACAAUCCUAAAUCCGUUUCGCUGCCAACCGGUUGACAAUAAAUACGUGUGUGUGUGUCGGUGUGUGUGUGUGUGUGCAAAUAAGUGCAGUUCCAGGAAUCCCCCUCACCCAUAUGAUGUCUCACGACAGUAAAGUGCACAGCUGAGAAUUGAGGCAGUCCUAACCCCCCCCCCUACCACAACCCAUUAAUGGCCAUUGUGCAGAGCCACAGACAGAGCAUACACGUUGCGAGGCCAGUGAUUGGGCUCAGCCUUUAUGCCAUGCACCAGGAUGUCCCACCGAAGAGCGUCGGAGCUACAACCGAAUCGAAACUGGAAGAGUCAUCGGAGAAGGCGGCGGCGACGGUGCAGGAGGGCAAUGCAGGAGGAGCAGGAGCAGGCUAUCAGCAGAGACGACGCCGGCGGCGACGCUACAGCAGCAGUUCAACAAGCGACUCCAACAGCUCCACGGACUCGGACUCCACCACGGACGACUCCGAUACGGAUACAUCCACAUCCUGCAGCAGCGGCAGCAGUAAAAGCAGCCACCGACUGCAGUCCGUGGCUGUGGCUGUGCCUGUGCCCCUGCCCGAGCCUCACACAUCCCACCCGCCUCUACCUCUGCCAGUGCCUCUGCCCAGCCGCAGUGAAAGCAGAAAAGCAUCCAUCGAAUCCAGUGACUCCGUUACGCCCGUCGAGGUGCCCGUGGAUCCGCACGCCUGGUCCACCGAGGACAUUGCCAGCUGGGUGAAGUGGCUGACGCGCAAGUUCAAGAUCGAUCCGGAGCCGGACAUCGGACGCUUUCCCAAGGACGGCCAGGAGCUGUGCGAACUGAGUCGCGCCGACUUCUGGGUCUGUGCUGGCUCCCGUCGUGGCGGCACGCUGCUGGCCAAGCACUUUGCCCUCAGCCUGUACCAUGCCACGGGCCGCGAGACGAGUCCCAUGCUCAACGAGAACGAGCCAAAUCCGUAUCAACUGCUGAACGCUGCCUCGCACCGAUUGGUCGCCCAGGGCUCCGGCGGGCAGAUACAAUUGUGGCAAUUUCUGCUGGAGCUGCUCGCUGAUUCGUCGAAUGUCGCAUACAUCAGCUGGGAGGGCCAAUCGGGCGAAUUUCGGCUCAUUGACCCGGACGAGGUGGCCAAGCGUUGGGGCGAGCGCAAGGCCAAGCCGAAUAUGAACUACGACAAGCUGAGCCGUGCCCUCAGGUACUACUACGACAAGAACAUCAUGACCAAGGUCCAUGGCAAGCGGUACGCCUACAAGUUCGAUUUCCAUGGUCUGAUGGCCGCCUGUCAGGCACAGGCGCAGGGCGGAGAUCCGGCCGCCAAUAUGCUAGGUUCCUACAAUCAUCAUGCCGGCGGUGGCAUGCCGCUGGCUCGACACCCGCCGCUGCACCAUCACCACGCCCAGCAUGCCCAUCAUCAUCAUCAUCCGCACUCGCAUCCACACGCGCACGGACAUGUGCAUGCCGGGCAGCCGCACUUCCUGCACCAUCACACAUCGCCCGCCUCAACGAGCUCCAGUCUGGGCUUCCCGUCGCCCUCGACGGUCUCCUCCCAGCCCUCGCCCAGCAAUGGGCCGCCCUCCUCAUCGACAACGUCGGCGUUUCCUGCACCAUUCCACGGCGGGACAGAGGCAGCCAGAACAGGGACAGACCCAGGAACAGGCACGGCGACGACGGCCUCGACCUAUGACCAGGGCAACCCAUCCACGAAUGCAUUUAAUUGAAGAUGAAGAU
Messenger RNA from Drosophila obscura, 2017 nucleotides. It is a transcript of the gene Ets21C, whose product is annotated as DNA-binding protein D-ETS-6. The record is from RefSeq and is a predicted model, not a curated record. Bases 490 to 2007 code for a protein of 505 amino acids. The transcript is spliced from 3 exons. Lineage: Eukaryota; Metazoa; Arthropoda; Insecta; Diptera; Drosophilidae. Gene Ontology annotation, cellular component: nucleus. Gene Ontology annotation, biological process: regulation of transcription by RNA polymerase II; cell differentiation. Gene Ontology annotation, molecular function: sequence-specific DNA binding; DNA-binding transcription factor activity, RNA polymerase II-specific.